Molecule: messenger RNA, 5763 nt
Organism: Chaetomium strumarium
Lineage: Eukaryota; Fungi; Ascomycota; Sordariomycetes; Sordariales; Chaetomiaceae
Product: Rap1-interacting factor 1 N terminal-domain-containing protein
Exons: 2
Coding region: 260-5524 (1754 amino acids)
Biological process (GO): telomere maintenance
Cellular component (GO): nucleus
Source: RefSeq, a predicted model, not a curated record
CCACGACCAGCUUGAGCAACAUCCACCUUUGCCAUCAGCUGGGCGCUGGGUCAUCAUCGUCCAGCUCUCUAUUCCACGUCUUCCUUUCGACCUGUUCUGGUUUCAGAGGCGAUUCCAUUUUCAUCUGUUGUUUUUCGUCGCGUUUGUGAAAGUUGUCCUGGUUUCAAAUGCAACUGCCGCCCGGCGCAUCCAGGUGACGAUUCGCUGGUCUUGGACGCAGUUUGUCUGCCUCCACAUUGAAGUUGGCGAGUCAGGCAUAAUGUCCUCUCCAGAUGUCCUGUCCAGUCUGCUGAGUUCCUUGCCGCCGCGACCGCCAACACCACCCCGCGAAGCACACCAUGAAGCUGUCGCAGCUCUGGUUAAACCUUCGCUGGGUUCUGUCGACUCCGGAUUGAGCCUGCACACCCCGCCCGGCUUCCAAUCGCCCGCCUCGUCCGUACCGACAGGCUCAACCUCGCGCCGCAUCCGAAAGAAAGUUGGGUUCUCGGCCCAGGCCGAGUACAAGGACCCUCCCGUGUACGUUGGCGGGGAGGGAGCGAGGCAGAAUCCGACUCCCGUGUCACUCCCACGAAGUGCCUCGAAACCCGUCAAGUCUAUCCUCAAGGUUACCAACCAGGUCACGAACUCUCUUGACUCGGCGGCCGGGAACGACUUCGACCCUUUGAACGCGCAAGUGAAACUAGCCGCCAUGCUGGAAUCCACACUUCAGCAGCUCGCCGGCGGCGAUCGCGACUCCAAGGUCGAUGCCUACCUGAUGCUGACACGGGCGUGGAAAGCCUCCAACAAUUUGCCAGACCGGGUGGCUCUGCAAGAGAAGAUGACGCUCUUCACCCAGUUCAUGCAGCGCGACAUCGUGGCCAAGACUCCGGAAGGCAACCUCGACACCUCCCUCGUCAACCACGCAUUGAAUUUGCUCAACACUUUCCUCCAUUUCCAUGGCAUUGCCUCGACGAUCUCCAACGACUUCGGCGUCUUCAUCAUCGACCACUGCAUCCGCUCCUUUGAGGACCCGUCCACCCCCAAGGACACUGCUCGCCGCCUCAUGCAGGUCAUUUCCCUGCAAAAUUUCUCUACCAAAGUCAUGAACUCUGACAGGGUUGGGAGGUUGGUGUCGUCCUUACACAAUAUCGAAGAGCAUCUGAAGGGGAAGAGCAUUGUCUUGUCCCGCGUUCUCACCUACCGGAAACUGGUUCAACAGUCUAGACAGUUGAUGAUCAUCCAUUCAGACUGGUUGCUCGACAUGUUCACGGACAUGCUCAGCAACUUGAGAGACAUCCGGUCGGCGGCUAUCUCUUUGGGUUUUGAAGCGGCUUUUAGUAUCGGCCACGAAAAACAGCUUUCCCGGAAGGUCAUGGAGGCAUUGAGUCUUGCGUACGAGGAUAAGCGCUAUAUUCAGUACUAUGAAGAGAGGCUCAAGGCCAUGACGAAGGACAAGCACGAAUCAGCCGCCGUUCCCGAGAUCUGGAGCGUUGUCAUCCUGCUUCUCCGUAUCCGGCUAGACAAGUGGGAGUACGCCGGUCCUUGGCUCCAAAUCAUUCAAAACUGCUUCAACAGCAGCGACUUCCCAACGAAGAUUGCUGCCAACCAUGCAUGGGGCCGACUGGUCUAUCUCAUGCACCUGGAAGAGCGAGCGUUACCAAAGAAUCUGGCAACGCUGACAACUCCUCUCGUCAGUCAGCUCAGGCGGAAGGGCACCGGAAAGACCUCGGAGGACCUGCGACAGGCAGUUUUGGGAGGCAUCCGCAAUCUCUUCUACUACGCUUUCAAGCCCGGAACAAACCCGACCCUUCUCGACACCUACUGGGACGUCAGCGUUACCCGUGUCCUCUCGAAACUGCUCGAUCAAACCGCGGAGGCGGCGGAGGACAAUCUGAAGCAGGCCAGCGCCAUUCUCACCGGUCUUUUCGACUGUAUGACACCACGAAGAUGGAGAGUGGACCAUGUCGUGGAAAGUCCGCUCGUCAGACCCGAAGAGCUACCCGCCAUCGACCCCAAAUGGAUCAGGCGCAACACCAGCAGAGUCUUUGCCGUGGUUCAGCCUAUCCUCGAGCGGGAGUUUUUCGCAAUGGGCAAUACCACUAGCGCCACUUACACCCUGUGGAAGACCCUGGUUUCCGCAGUAUCCUCAGCCGCAGCCAAGGAGAUCAAAGUUUCCAGGGAUACUGCACUCUUCGUGACCGAGGCCCUCAAUGUUUUGCAGGAAAUUUGGAAACAGGGUCUAACCAGCACGCAGGAGGCCGGGCGCAAUGCAGUUGAAUUUCUCCUGGCCGUACGAGCGUACCUGGAAGUCAUGAUUAGCUCACUUGGCCUCCUUCCGUUCACCGAGAAGGCUGGAAAGCAUCAGGGACCUUCGAAGGCACCUGUUUACACUCUUUUCUCCGUAUUGUCGGCGUUGCCACCCGGCAUUCCGGACGGUAAGGAGUUCGCGGAAUUCUUCGGCAUCGCCUUCGCCCCCUUCUUCAUUUCCAAAGGAGACAAGGCCAAACUGGACUUCGCACAGGACCUGCUCUCGGUCAUUCCGAUGGACGCCCCUCGACCCUAUGGGUCCUGGCUGCUGGUGGCUGAAAACUUCGUGAGCUGGCUCGAAUCUGGACAUGACAGCCAUCACUCGACUGGCUCUGCCGGUGAGACCCCGGUCGGCCACGAUUACCGCGACGCUGUCAAGGUCCUUGAGCGGGGCAUCAGGUCGACACCCAACCUGCCCCUGAAGCAUUGGGUGUCGCUGUUCUAUGCAACUUGUCAGCGGGUACGCGAGGAAACGGGGCACGCAGGAGUCGCCAUCGUCGUUAUUGAGCCCCUGGCGAAGGUUUUGAUCCAGCAGUCUGCAGCUGCAAGGGCUGACGACACCCAGCUCAGCUGUCUCAAGUACUUCACUGAGGUAUUAUCCGCUGCGACGCAGCCACGCGACAGGCAAGCUGUGGAUGCGGCACGGAAACGGCUCUGGGGAACGGUACUUGCUGGUUCCCGCUCGUCGACUUUCGAUACGUUCGACAACCUUUAUAAGGCGGCUAGCGAAGUUUUGUUGUUCUCGUACAAUCAUUUGCAUGCUGUUGGUACGGACAACGCCGUCCGGCUAGUCGAGGAACUUGGCGGCUUCUUCGACAGAGGCAACCAGCGACUCUUCCUGAGAGGGCUGAAUGCUCUUUACGACGGGCUUUGCCCCUGGUUUCAGGACAACGAACGGCUGCUCGGCAGCCAGACCAGCUCCGUUUUCGCUGCGACCAAAUCGUUGUGGGAUAAACUCUCCUCCUUGAUCUCCGUUAUCGAACGCCCUGAGCAGCACUUGCAAUCCCUCGAGCGUUUCUUCUGCGCCUCCUUUGCCUCGCGCCACAGUUCCGUCAUCAAUUCCGGCAUCUCGCUGUGGAACAGGCUCUUCGAGAACACCAAGCACUUGGAUUAUCCGGAAGAACUCAAGGUCGCCCUCGUGAAAAUGCAGCUUCAUGCUGACAUUGUCUUGCCCGGACUGGAGACUUCCAGCGCGGAGUAUGCCGGGCAGCAACCGUCCUUCAUUGACUCAUUCGACGACCUCAGUCUGCCAAGAUUACCCUCGACACGAUCCAGCAGCCGGAGAGAAUCCCCACGGGCGAUCUCAUCUGAGUCCAAGUCGCCUGCUCUUCGAAGGAAACUAGGGGCAACCAACCGACGCAGCACGCCGCGUCGACUCAGACAUGACGAUUCUCAGGUUCAAUUCGCAGCUAUCGCACCUUCCUCUACUCCGGGCGACCAGGCCGAGUCUCAAGUGCUGACCGAGCGCCAAAAGGAGGUCCGUGAACAACGCCAAAAUGCCACCCUCUUCCCCGAGAUCCGGUCGAGCCCGGGUGUCAAGUCGAAGCAAACUGAUCGGCAAAUGCUCCCAGUGGGACCUCGGACGCGUGAUGCCGCCACCCCUGAGCCUGAGGGAUCAUUUGACGACUUUGUCUCAUCAACGCCGACUCCUCGUCGCGGUCAACCGAUGAUCAUGCUGGAGCAUGACAUGACGGACCCGCCUUCGUCACCGCCAGAGCCAAGGGGGAACCGUUUGGCAGAGGAGAUAAGAUCCAGAUCUGCUAGCCACAGUCUGGUCGAGGAUUGGCAGUUCUCUUCUUCGCCAGUCUCCGGGUCACCAAAUCCGAACCGGCACGGUCUUGUUCCUGACCCAUCGAGCCAGCGUGGCUAUGCUAGCGCUGUGUCUCUUGACGAGGUUGAGAAGACAGAUCAACUACCUAGCGACCCGGCUGAAUCAAGCGAUAAAGCGGAACCACAUUCACCUACGGUUGAGAUAAUUGAAGAUAGCAUGGUCCUGGAGCCUCCGGAGGCAGCGCCGGUUCAAGAACCAUGCGGGACUCGAGUGGAGGAAGGUCCUUCCACCCCACGGCGCUCCCCUCGGCUUUCCCAAGUGCAGGCACAAGGGACUCCCAGCCCUAAGUCGGAUGGAGAGAUAUUCGUGGACGCGCCAAGCAGUCCUCCGCCACCCACGCCCAGGCGGUCCGAGAAGGCUGCCAAAGCGGCCGAAGGGUCGGAGGUCAUGCAAAACCCCACUACGCCUGCGGCCAAUACCUCAUUCGAUCUUAGCGAGGCCGAUGAGAACAGCCUUCUCAGACUGAUGGUUGAGUUAGACUCCGUUAAGGCCGACCGCUCAGAGUACCAUCGACCUUCACCUUCUGUCUCCCCUGACGGUAAAGGUCGGGAGCCGCCAAUUAUCGACUGCAUAGUGGUUGGCGAUAGUCCGACGAAACCCAAGGCGUCUGCGCCGUCGAGAACCAGAUCUAGCUCGGUAGCUUCUCUGAGCGCUGAAGCGGAAAACAUCUCGGGCUCGCAGCCGAAGCCCCGUGUCGGGCGCCAAAAGAGAAAGAGGACCUCCUCAAGAACACAGGAAACUACCCCGAAGAGACUUCGGCAGGAUCCAGUUAGCUCGAGCGGAGACGUACCCGACAGCCAGAUGGCGCCAGCUCAGGACCCAUGUCUUGAAGUUCAUGGGUCUGGGGAGGUGUUAGCGGCCACCACGGAAGGUCACACGAGGAGCCAGAUGGAGGAGGAGCGUAUCCCCAGCUCAUCUGCCGAGCCAAGCCCGACGACGGGGAGCAGCUCGCAAGACUCUGCGGUACUGGAAGACCGAGACGACAUACAAGUCGAGGGAGACAGCCAGGAGGUGCAGUCGCAGAUCGCACUCGAGUUCAGCGAGAGUCAACGCCAAGAGCAUGACAGCAGGGCUACAUCCGCAGCGCUCUCCGCCGAAUCUGUCUCCGUCGGGGAGCCUAUGCAAGUUGAUGUGCAACAACAGCCCAUCACCGAGUCUAUCGUUGAAGAGAGAGGAGAUGAUCCCAAUAAUUAUAGAGGCAUAAGCGCCGGGCCUGUCGUCAAUACGGCAGACGCUGUCGCCACACCUGAGCAGAGCCAGGUGCAAAAGAUAAUGGACCUGUUUCGGAGCGGCCUGGACGAAUUGCGGUUGGCGCGACUGUCGAGGCACGAGGUAUAUCAGAUCGAGGAUAUGUUUAUGGAUAUGAGGAGGGAGUUGUACGAGGCGGAAAGGCGCGGGCGAACAUAGGCAACUUCCUCUUGUGCAUGGUUACUGGCGUUCAUCGGCGAUGGUGUACGGAUACAUGGUUUAGAUUGUUGGGCGAGGCGUUUUUUUGAAGGCGUUCGGCAUAGUUUGGCGGACAAUGGAAGAGUAUGAAUGUAUACAGCGUUUUUGGAGAUCAAUACGAGCAGGAUACCGGGCUGCGGUCCAUGAUGGUUGCGCUUUCAAUCCAUCUUAUCAGCAAACUCAAACCCAUAGGCACUGUA